Molecule: messenger RNA, 492 nt
Organism: Thlaspi arvense
Lineage: Eukaryota; Viridiplantae; Streptophyta; Magnoliopsida; Brassicales; Brassicaceae
Source: the annotation of a GenBank genome assembly
AUGACGUCUUUCAUAGGCGCGCUUCCUUUCCCCGGCAACUACGCCACCGCUGCGAUGGGCGUAUUCUGGGAUAUCCAGGAAUGCGGGAUGGUUGAGUUUUAUGAUAUUCCGGCCGAGGAACGCAAUGCUGCGGUGGUUGUGCAGAGGAUCAGAAAGACUAUUGCGGAUUCUGGCCAUAGUGGUCCGCUCUUUAUCAGCGCUUACGGUGAUAUGACUCCUCACGACUUCUCCUCCUCGGGAAUCAAGCUCAAUCACUUUCCUGCAGGAGAGAAAUAUGCGAGAGAGACGAAGAUUUUGGAGGACAUUGUAUCGUGGGCAGCUGAGAAUCCCGAACCAUCAACUUUGAUGCUCAUCGCCGGAGACGUCGUCCCCAAUGACAUUCUGAUGGCGGUUAAACUUUUGCAAACGAAGAAGAAAUACAAGCUGAUGUAUAUACACCCACACCACCCAACGGUUGUGGUUCUGGUUGCUUCAACCUCUGGUAGAGACUAA